This is a messenger RNA of Lipotes vexillifer (Yangtze River dolphin), 1496 nucleotides long. It is a transcript of the gene EDA2R, whose product is annotated as ectodysplasin A2 receptor. Gene Ontology annotation, cellular component: plasma membrane. The transcript has 7 exons. Gene Ontology annotation, molecular function: tumor necrosis factor receptor activity; protein binding. Gene Ontology annotation, biological process: positive regulation of canonical NF-kappaB signal transduction; tumor necrosis factor-mediated signaling pathway; positive regulation of JNK cascade. NCBI's taxonomy places the organism in Eukaryota, Metazoa, Chordata, Mammalia, Artiodactyla, Lipotidae. The record is from RefSeq and is a predicted model, not a curated record. The coding region runs from base 118 to 1020 and encodes 300 amino acids.
GUAGGCGUAGCAUGAAAGGAAAAGAGAAUAGGUUCUGGCUGUUGUUGCUACACGUGGAUGUGAAAUGAGUCAGAGCAGAGCUUUGAUUGUAACAAAUUUCAUCUACUCAUUCCCACCAUGGAUUGUCAAGAAAAUGAGUACUGGGACGAAUGGGGACGGUGUGUCGCUUGCCAACUCUGUGGGCCUGGACAAGAGCUCUCCAAGGAUUGUGGUUAUGGAGAAGGUGGAGAUGCAUACUGCACAGCCUGCCCUCCCCGCAGAUAUAAAAGCAGCUGGGGCCACCAUAGAUGUCAGACUUGCAUCACCUGUGCUGUCAUCAAUCGUAUCCAGAAGGAGAACUGUACAGCUACCUCUAAUGCCGUCUGUGGGAACUGUCUGCCCAGGUUCUACCAAAAGACACGUAUUGGAGGCCUGCAGGAUCAAGAGUGUAUCCCAUGCACGAAGCAGACCCCCACCUCUGAGGUUCAGUGUGCCUUCCAGUUGAGCUUAGUGAAGGCAGAUGUACCCACAGUAUCCCCUCAGGAGGUCACACUUGUUGCACUGAUGAGCAGUCUGCUCAUGGUGUUUACCCUGGCCUUCCUGGGGCUCUUCUUCCUCUACUGCAAGCAGUUCUUCAACAGAAAUUGCCAGCGUGGAGGUUCGCUGCAGUAUGAGGCUGACGAGGCAGUGGAAGAGGAAUCUCUCUUCCCCAUGCCACCUGGCCAGGAGACCAGUCCUGAGUCCCCACUGAGUGAAAACAUCUUUGAGACCCAGGCACUUAACCCCAUCCUGGAUGACGACUGCAGUUCGACUCGUGGCUUCCCCACACAGGAGUCUUUUACCUUGGCCUCCUGUGCCUCAGAGAGCCACUCCCACUGGGUCCACACUCCCAUCGAAUGCACAGAGCUGGACCUGCGAAAGAUUUCCAGCUCUGCUUCCUAUACUGGAGCUGAGACCUUGAGGGGGAACACAGCUGAACGCUCUGGAGACAGACUGGAGCUCACUGUACCCUUUGAAGUACCCAGCCUUUUACUCUACUGAGGUCUCUUGGGCUCCUGGCAUCCCAGUCGUUCUCCCUGGACUCUCCUGCCUUGUUCCUAUACCACGACAGCAGCAGGGGCAUAGGAUGUGGUAUCCACAACAGCCUGUACUCUACAGAUGGGGCACAUCCUAUCCCCAUCCCACCAAAGUAUUGAUUCUUCAUCAUUUUCCCAAGACUGACCAGCAGCAUUUUUUGCUUUCCUAUCCUAGAUAGCUUGGAGAGCCAGAUUCCCCAGUCAUGGGACUACCAGACAUGUUCUUAGCUCAGCUUGAUUAUAGAGGAGGGGAGGGGAUGGCAAUGAAUGGGGUAGAGUUUUACUGUCUGCAUCUUUGGUCAGGUAAACCUGAAGGAGGAGCCUCUCAGUACCCUAUUGAUACAUCUGCCUAGCACUUUAGGGACAAAAUCAAACUCUUCCCUCUUUCACUCCUCUGCACUGCCCCCCUCCCCAGUACACACACACACACACCUACACACA